ACCCGUCGCCCGACGCACGCGCAGUUUGAUAUCAUUUAAUCUACAGGCAAUAUAUGCUGUUACAGUCCGCUAUUUCGCCACAAACCUGUUUGACGAGGGUACUAAUCGCUAAGCUAGUUUUGCGAGUCGCGACGAACAUUCAUUUCGCGUUCCAAGUUUGAACUCUAUGUCUGAGAAUUUGUCUGGCUGAAAAGUGUCAGCUGUCAAUUGAAACUUUAUAUUUUGGUUUUUGUAAUAUUAAUAAAAAUGGCUUGUUCGCAAUGUAUGAACGCCGGAAACAAAGCUGUGAGAAUGAGGAAAGAAAAGGACACGAUGGGGGAAUUGGACGUUCCUGACGACAAGUUGUACGGCGCCCAGACUGUGCGAUCUAUUAUGAACUUCCCCAUUGGCGGCAUUGAAGAGCGGAUGCCUUAUCCAGUGAUUGUCGCGAUGGGAAUUUUGAAAAAGGCGGCCGCUAAAGUCAAUGUUGAAUAUGGAUUGGAUAAAAAGCUUGCUGAUGCAAUAAUACAGGCGUGUGAUGACGUAAUCUCUGGCAAGUUAUACCGUGAAGGACACUUUCCGCUUGUUAUCUGGCAAACUGGCUCUGGGACUCAGAGUAACAUGAACACCAAUGAGGUUAUCGCCAACCGUGCUAUACAAAUCCUGGGAGGAAAACUGGGAAGCAAGGAUCCGGUUCAUCCAAAUGACCACGUGAACAAAUCGCAGAGCUCAAACGACACUUAUCCGACCGCAAUGCAUAUCGCAGUGGCUAUGGAGUUGAGAGACAGAUUGAUGCCUGGACUAGUGGCCUUGCGAGACACCCUCGAUGGCAAAGCCAAGGAAUUCAAUAAGAUCAUCAAGAUUGGCAGAACUCACUUGAUGGAUGCAGUGCCUUUGACACUUGGACAAGAAUUCAGUGGGUACGUGACCCAAUUAACGUUCGGUAUCGAACGUGUUUGCUCGACAUUACCGCGUUUGCACUACUUGGCGUUGGGCGGCACCGCAGUGGGUACAGGACUCAAUACUAGGAUUGGAUUCGCUGAAAAGUGCGCUAAGGAGAUCGCGAAUCUUACAGGUAUUCCGUUCGAGUCCGCCCCAAACAAAUUUGAGGCGUUGGCUUCACACGAUGCAAUGGUCGAAGUUCACGGAGCGUUGAAUACUAUUGCAGUAUCAUUGAUGAAGAUUGUAAAUGACAUCCGUCUGCUAGCUUCGGGACCAAGGUGUGGUCUCGCUGAACUGCUUUUGCCAGAAAAUGAACCUGGGUCUUCCAUUAUGCCAGGCAAAGUCAACCCAACCCAGUGUGAGGCGUUGACGAUGAUCGCUGCUCAAGUGAUGGGCAACCACGUGGCCUGUACCAUCGGCGGAAGCAAUGGCCACUUCGAGCUGAACGUCUUCAAGCCUAUGAUGGUCGCCAACGUCUUAAGGUCUAUAAGACUCAUUGGUGAUGGAUGCCAGGCCUUCAACAAGAACUGUGCAGUGGGCAUCAAGGCCAACACUGGCCAAAUUGACAAGAUCAUGAAGGAGUCGCUGAUGCUGGUCACCGCACUCAACCCACACAUUGGUUAUGAUAAGGCGGCCCUUAUAGCCAAGACGGCGCACAAAGAAGGUGGAACUCUCAAAGACACUGCCAUUAAACUAGGAAUCUUGACUGCGGAGCAGUUCGACCAGUGGGUCAGACCCGAAGACAUGCUGGGACCAAAAUAGAUCCCAUGACCCUGUGUUGAAAUUUUUGUGUGAAUGUGAACUUGGCAUUUCAUGCAUAGACAGAUAAUAGACUUAAAUAUGACUGUCAUAUCUAAUAUGCUUAUUAAACUGGAUUAAAACCUGUCUAAUUGUCAUUGUUGUUGCUUAAUUUAUUACUGUUUUUACUGAAAGUUAAUUAUUCUGAGGAUGGGUUUUAUUCCAGUGAAAGCCUAUUGAUUUUAAAAUACUAUACAAUACAACAAACAGAACUUUUGUUUUAAUUUUUUGUAGUUCUCGAACAAUGACAUUUUAGUAGAAAUAAUGACACCGUUAUUUCAUUGAAUAUCAGUCUAUUAUUUGUAGGUGUUUAUAUUGCUUCAAAAUAUAGCUUUAGUAUAAGUUGAAAUUAUUAUUGAAAACCUUAUUGAAUUUCAUACUGUGAGACCAUUAAAUCAGUCGGAACAGUUCUAAAAACUAUGUUUUUGGUAAAAUACAUGUCAAAAUGUACUAAGGCUAUAUUUGAAUACUUUUAAUGAAGAAAAUCUAUCUUUUUAACUAAUUUUGUCUCUGAAUAUUAAAGUUUUAAAUUCUGGUUAUGAAAAAUUUAUACAAACAAUGUUUAAAAUAUGAUCAAAUGAGAAUUAACAUGAACAGCAGUAUUAUAUAAAAAGGCAAACUUAAUGAUAGCUAGUUGAAGUUUUAUGAACUUUCAAAUUUCAUCUCAAAGCACUGGAGUAAAGAACUUGGACUUGACUUGGAAGUUUUUAGUUACAUCCAUUUAAAUUUUUUUGUGUAUCUUAAAAUAUAUAUAGAAUAUGCCAAACAAUUUCUGCAAUCUGUUAUUUAUUUUUAAUGUUUACAUUUAAUAAAAAGUUAUGUAAUUC
Messenger RNA from Pieris rapae (cabbage white), 2546 nucleotides. Its product is annotated as fumarate hydratase, mitochondrial. Gene Ontology annotation, biological process: fumarate metabolic process; tricarboxylic acid cycle; malate metabolic process. Bases 247 to 1683 code for a protein of 478 amino acids. NCBI's taxonomy places the organism in Eukaryota, Metazoa, Arthropoda, Insecta, Lepidoptera, Pieridae. Gene Ontology annotation, molecular function: fumarate hydratase activity. The record is from RefSeq and is a predicted model, not a curated record. Gene Ontology annotation, cellular component: mitochondrion; tricarboxylic acid cycle heteromeric enzyme complex. The transcript has 11 exons.